This is a messenger RNA of Thamnophis elegans (Western terrestrial garter snake), 2550 nucleotides long. Its product is annotated as zinc finger protein 345-like. NCBI's taxonomy places the organism in Eukaryota, Metazoa, Chordata, Lepidosauria, Squamata, Natricidae. The coding region runs from base 227 to 1987 and encodes 586 amino acids. The transcript has 2 exons. The record is from RefSeq and is a predicted model, not a curated record.
GGUAUCGGGACGCAUAAGUGCGGGGACUGGACGGAGGGUCUGGCCUGGCGGGCGCCCGAGGCAGGAGGACGGACGAGCCCGGCGGAGGAAGAAAGCGCCGGCCGAGAGGAGAGGAGCGGCCUUACGGAGCAGCCCUGCCCACCUCAGGCGCGGCUUCCGCGGGAAGCGGAGGCGGGAAGAAACUCUCGGCCGCUCCGGGGCUGCGAAAAAGCCGCCCGCAAACGGGAUGAGCCGGAGCCGAAGGGAGAUGCCCGGAGGGAGAAGCCGGGAGAAGGAGGGAAAGGCGGAAACAAGCGGAGCAGCCGAGACGCUUCCGGAGUGCGGAGAGUCCUUCAGCACAGACGGAAAACGCGGGAAUCCCCGAGGAAGAAGAACCCGCCAGGGAGAAAAGAAACACCAAUGCACAGAAUGUGAAAAAUCCUUCAAAACAAAUCAGCAGCUUCAAAGCCAUCUGAGGACCCACUCAGGAGAAAAACCAUAUCAGUGCCAGGAAUGUGGAAAGAGCUUCAAUCUGAAGAAAACUCUUGAUAAUCAUCAAAGAAUUCACACCGGAGAAAAACCAUAUGAAUGUCUGGAGUGUGGAAAGAGCUUCAGUUUGAGGAGAGGUUUUAUUAAUCAUCAAAGAAUUCACACAGGAGAAAAACCCUACAAAUGCUUGGAUUGUGGAAAGAGCUUCAAUCUGAAGAAAGCUCUUGAUAAUCAUCAAAGAAUCCAUACUGGAGAAAAACCUUACAAAUGUCUGGAGUGUGGAAAGAGUUUUACUCGGGCAGCAUACCUCAGUAAACAUCAAAGAACUCAUACUGGAGAAAAAUCCUACAAAUGCUUGGAUUGUGGAAAGAGCUUCAAUCUGAAGAAAACUCUUGAUAAUCAUCAAAGAAUUCACACCGGAGAAAAACCAUAUGAAUGUCUGGAGUGUGGAAAGAGCUUCAGUUUGAGGAGAGUUUUGAUUAUUCAUCAAAGAAUUCAUACUGGAGAAAAACCCUACAGAUGCUUAGAGUGUGGAAAGAGGUUUGCUCAGGAUGCAAACCUCCGUCAACAUGAAGUAAUUCAUACCGGAGAAAAACCCUACAAAUGUCUGGAGUGUGGAAAAAGCUUCAGUUUGAGGGGAAAUCUUUAUAGACAUCAAAGAAUACACUCAGGAGAAAAAUCUUACAGAUGCCUUGAGUGUGGAAAGAGCUUCAAUGUGAAAGGAAAUUUUUAUAGACAUCAAAGAAUCCACACUGGAGAAAAACCUUAUCAAUGUAUGGAAUGUGGAAAGAACUAUAGUGAAAAAAGCAAUCUCUAUAUACAUCAGAGAAUCCACUCAGGUGAAAAAUCUUACAGAUGCCUAGAAUGUGGAAAGAGCUUCAGUUUGAGGGGAAGUUUUAUUAAUCAUCAAAGAAUUCACACUGGAGAAAAACCUUACAAAUGCCUGGAGUGUGGAAAGACUUUUAUUCAGAAGGGACACCUCCGUCAACAUCAAAGAAUUCACACAGGAGAAAAACCCUACAAAUGCAUGGAGUGUGGAAAGAGCUUCAAUCUGAAGAGGGAUUUUAAUAGACAUCAAAAAAUUCAUACUGGAGAAAAACCGUACAGAUGCUUGGACUGUGGAAUGAGCUUCAAUAUGAAGAGGGAUCUUAAUAAACAUCAAAAAAUUCAUACUGGAGAAAAACCGUACAGAUGCUUGGAGUGUGGAAAGAGUUUUGCUCGAAUUGGAGUCCUCCGUCUCCAUCAAAGAAUUCACACCGGAGAAAAACCACAUCAUUGUCUGGAGUGUGGAAAGAGCUUCAGGUUGAGGGAAACUCUUUAUGCACAUCGAAGAAUACACGUAGGAGGAAAAUCUUACAGAUGCCUAGAGUGUGGAAAGAGCUUCAGUGUGAGGGGAAAUCUUUAUAGGCAUCAAAGAAUUCACACUAGAGAAAAAGGCUACAAAUGUCUCAAGUGUGGAAAGUGGUUCACUAACAGGAGAAAUCUUCAUAAACAUCAAAGAAACCAUUCAAAUAGUUAAGAAAUUUAAAUAUUUGGGAAUAUAGUUAACAUCAAAAUAUGCAGCGAUAAAAGAAGAUAAUUAAAUAAAACUAUUUAAGCAUAUAAAAUUAAAUUUGGAAAAAUGGAAAAAUCUACAUCAAUGUUGAGAAGGAUUGCUACGGUAAAAAUGAAUAUCCUAUCAAAAUUGCUUUCCUUGUUCCAAAUACAACCUAUACAAAUUGGAAAGAAAUUCUUUGAUGAUUUGAAUAAAUUGAUUUUGAAAUUUAUUUGGCAAGGAAAAAAAGCGAGAAUAAAAGUGAAAAUUUUACAAGAAUCGAAAGAAAAUGGAGGGUUUGGACUACCAGAUUGGUUCCUAUAUUACCAAGAAUGAGUGAUAACAUGUCUAAAAGUAUAGAAAGCCAUCUCAAAUUGUAUGUGUCAACAUGAGCAAGGACUGUAUCAUCAACUCAAGUAUUCCAGGGUAUAGAAACUUCUGAAACAUUUUAGUGUUCUUUCCAUAACUUGUCAGUAACCACAAUUAACAUUGGUUCAGUUUUUUUAUUCUUUUACGGUUGUUAAAUAAAAGGAAGAUUUUACUAUCUC